GCAUGAACCAAAUCCCUCCAAGAUCCGAUUUCUUACCUAUUUUAAUUAAGCGUCACCUAGAGCACAGCAAGAACUCAGUAUUGUUUUCAAAAACCCUAACAAAAUCUCCCACUUCUUGUAAGCCGUCUCAGCUCUUCGUGGCUCCUAAAUCGGAAUCUCUAACUGCAAGUCAAAAGAAAUUUGCUCGACUACAAUCUUCCGAGUCUCGUUGCUUCUCCACUUGUCGUCGGGCUAAGGGAAAUUAGGAGUUCUGAAGGAAAAAAAAAGUUCUUUCAUUACUGUGGGGAAGAACAGUUGGAGAAGCAGGAAGAUACGGAAGCUGAUAAAGUGUUGUUUCGGUGAUGCCAGAUAUGGGCAGAAACCUCAGCCCAUUGGUUCAGGAGGAGUUGGAGAAACUUGAGAAGGAUGCUGAGAGCCGAAGGCUAGCCAUGAAAGCCCUCAAGUCAUAUGCUACAAACAUAGAUACUAAGGCGAUUCCACAAUUCCUUGCCCAAGUUUCAGAAACUAGCAACCAAGGCUCGCCAUCUGGAGAAUGCACAAUAUCGCUCUUUGAGGUUCUUGCCCGUGUCCAUGGACGCAACAUUGUUCCACAUAUUGGCAGCAUCAUGAAUACCAUCAUUCGAACCCUCUCAACAAGUGCUGGAUCCUUUCCCCUUCAUCAGGCAUGCUCUAGAGUUGUUCCUGCUAUUGCGCGCUAUGGAAUUGAUCCUUCGACUCCUGAUGAUGAGAAGAAUAAGAUCAUUCAAUCCCUGACUAUGCCUCUAAGCAAUGCUUUGAUGAGCCCACAUGAGAGCCUUGCUUCAGGAUCUGCAUUGUGUCUGAAGGUUCUUGUUGAAUCAAACAACUGGAAAUUUGCUUCAGAUGAUACGGUCAAUGAUGUCUGUUUAAAAGUAGCAGGUGCUUUAGAAGAAAAGACAACUCAGACAAAUUCGCACAUGGGCUUAGCCAUGGCUUUAGCUAAGCAUAAUUCAUCAAUAGUCGAAGCAUAUGUUGGAUCUCUAAUUCGAUCUGGCCUGCACCUAUUGAGCAUAGGAACCUCAGAGAAUAAUUCUCAGAAGCGUUUUGUAGCCAUUCAGAUGAUAAAUUUUUUGAUAAAAUGCAUAGACUCACGUAGCAUUUCAUCUGAACUCUUUGAUGUAGCUGAUGCCAUGGAGAAAUGUCAAGCUGAUCCCAUGGCAUAUGUUAGGGGUGCUGCAUUUGAAGCAUUGCAAACUGCAAAGGAUGUAGCGUCACAAAAAGGGUCUAAAUUUGACUUAUCUUCCACUCCUGUCAAUCACCUCAAUUUCCAUAGAAGAAAUGAAAAGAGCCCACAAGUAGCUUUAGAUAAGCUAGGCAAAGGAUCUCAUGUUGAAUUUCCUACUCCUGAAUCACAGUCUAUUGCUUCUUCAAUAUACAAUGAAAAUUUCACCGUGUCACCAAGUUCCAUAAAGCAUACUAAUUCGAAUAGCGAGUAUAUUGGAAAGCAUGCUCAGAGGAGGCUUUGGAACAAUGAUCUUGGUGGUGUGGAUCUAUCUUUCAAGGAUAGUUUCUUACUAAAGCCAUGCCCAAGCAGCAAUUUAGCUGAAAAUGUUGAAGGCCAGCAGGCGAGGGAUGAUCAGCGCCAUCAACUGAGCAUGGCAGGUAAUCAGCAUGCCGAAUCCUUUACUGGAUUUGUGUUGAGCAACGUAGGAAACACAGAAAGUCGAGAUUCCACACCUAGUCCUCAGAGUUCACAACAUCAGCUUCUUUUGGAUGACAUAAAGAUAUAUUCAACUCCUCGAAAGCUUGUAAGAUCUCUACAGAACCAAAGCGAUGGUAAAAGGGAACUCUCUGCAAUUCUAACAAGCCCUGUUUCAUGCAAAGUGCAACAUGAACCAACAGAUGAGUCUUAUUCCCUCUAUUCUGAUAUCAGCACUGUGAGCCAGCAGAAGUUUAUUACUGAUGCCGUAGAAGUUUGUCAAAGCGUUGAAUCAGUAUCAUCAACCGUUGACCCAGCUGACGAUAAAGGUAGCGAAAUGAGUGGCUUAUCUGCUGAUACAGAACUGAAGGGAACAAGGAUAAAUGAUAUAAAUAGAACAUCCUUUCUCGUAUUUGUUGCUGGCCUUGCAAUGAUAUGCCUUGCCAUUAUAAUGUCAAUACAAAGAGAUGAUGAUGUUGAUCAGUUUUAUUAUGGUCUGGUUCCAACCUGAUAUUCUGCCGUGCGUUUAGAGACUAUCCUACUGGGAGCUGGUUGGCAUAAAGUUGUAACAAUCUAAGCUGUUUUUAGUACAGAAAUGUGGAGUUUUCUUCUUGGUAAUCUGAAUUUAUUCAUUCCGUUUCUGUUUUUA
Molecule: messenger RNA, 2306 nt
Organism: Phalaenopsis equestris
Lineage: Eukaryota; Viridiplantae; Streptophyta; Magnoliopsida; Asparagales; Orchidaceae
Exons: 4
Coding region: 342-2168 (608 amino acids)
Cellular component (GO): microtubule
Molecular function (GO): microtubule binding
Source: RefSeq, a predicted model, not a curated record